UCGAUCACAAUAAUACUUGAAAGGGUAAGGAAGAAGAGAUUGAGGGUUGUUUUUGUUACAAAAAGCUACUUGAUGGAUAUAUUUAGAUGAAUUCUCAUCUCGUAGAGGUGAUAAAAAAAGGAUAAGACCCUUUUGGUAAACUUGACUGAUUACUAUUGCAUUUAAAACGAAGCGUUCCCUCUCUUUCAUUUCUCUCAUUAACGAGAUAGAGAAACUUGGAGGAGUGAAGAUGUCGCAGGAGAAAAAGAGUCAUAGCUUUCCUCCGAUAACGGAAUGUGGAGCAGGAGGAGGAGAGCAUGGUUCGAUCGCCGCAGAUCUUGACGGGACUCUGCUUCUCUCGAGAAGCUCGUUCCCUUACUUCAUGCUUGUAGCUGUUGAAGCCGGAAGCCUCUUCCGUGGCUUAAUCUUACUUCUAUCUUUGCCUAUUGUGAUUUUUUCCUAUUUACUCGUCUCGGAGUCUCUGGGGACACAGAUCCUCAUCUUCAUCUCCUUUGCUGGUCUCAAAGUUCGCGACAUAGAACUCGUCUCUCGUGCCGUUCUUCCACGGUUUUAUGCGGCGGAUGUGAGGAAAGACAGUUUUGAGGUGUUUGAUAAGUGUAAGAGGAAAGUGGUGGUGACGGCUAAUCCGACAGUGAUGGUGGAAGCGUUUGUGAAGGAUUAUCUUGGAGCUGAUAAAGUUCUUGGAACAGAGAUUGCGGUGAGUCCUCGAACCAAAAGAGCCACCGGAUUUGUGAAGAAGCCUGGUGUUCUUGUUGGUGAUCUAAAGAGAUUAGCCAUUUUGAAAGAGUUUGGCGAUGAAUCACCAGAUCUCGGCCUCGGUGAUCGAACUUCUGAUCACGACUUCAUGUCCAUUUGCAAGAAAAGUUACAUGGUACAUGCGACCAAGUCAGCUACAACAAUCCCUAAAGAACGACUAAAAAGCCGCAUAAUCUUCCACGACGGCCGUUUAGUCCAACGUCCAACGCCGCUAAACGCCAUUAUCACAUACAUUUGGCUUCCCUUCGGCUUCAUACUCUCAAUCAUCCGUGUCUACUUCAACCUCCCUCUACCCAGAAACUUUGUCCGAUACAGCUACGAGAUGCUCGGAAUUCACUUAACAAUUCGUGGCCACCGUCCACCGCCUCCUUCCCCAGGAACUCCAGGCAACCUAUACGUUCUCAACCACCGUACUGCACUUGAUCCCAUCAUCGUGGCAAUUGCUCUCCGACGCAAGAUCACAUGCGUCACUUACAGUGUCUCUCGUCUCUCCUUAAUGCUUUCUCCUAUUCCUGCUGUCGUACUCACCCGUGACCGUGCAGCUGACGCUGCCCGCAUGAGAAAACUCCUCGAGAAAGGCGACUUGGUGAUAUGUCCGGAAGGCACGACGUGCAGAGAAGAGUAUCUACUGAGAUUCAGCGCCCUGUUUGCAGAGCUAAGCGACAGGAUCGUACCAGUGGCGAUGAACUGUAAACAAGGAAUGUUCUACGGGACGACGGUGAGGGGUGUGAAGUUCUGGGACCCUUACUUCUUCUUCAUGAACCCAAGACCGAGCUACGAGGUCACUUUCUUGGACCGCUUGCCUGAAGAAAUGACAGUGCAAGGCGGUGGGAAGACGUCUUUCGAAGUGGCUAAUUACGUGCAGAAAGUGAUCGGGCAUGUAUUGGGAUUCGAAUGCACGGAACUUACUCGCAAGGAUAAGUAUCUUUUGCUGGGAGGUAACGACGGCAAGGUGGAGUCUAUCAACAAGAAGUGAACCGUAUCACUGGAGCCACUAAUAUAAUUCUGGAGGAGAAAGAAUAUGUGUUUGAUUGAACAUGUAUUGGUAUAAUUGUACUUGCAUGUAUAUAUACCCCCACCAAAACUAUAUUUUGUAUACCAAAGAGUUUUAAGUAGAAAGGUUUAUAAUAUGACAAUAUUGUUUUAAUGCAUA
This is a messenger RNA of Brassica oleracea var. oleracea, 1909 nucleotides long. Its product is annotated as probable glycerol-3-phosphate acyltransferase 8. The transcript is spliced from 4 exons. Gene Ontology annotation, molecular function: glycerol-3-phosphate 2-O-acyltransferase activity; phosphatase activity. Bases 230 to 1732 code for a protein of 500 amino acids. The record is from RefSeq and is a predicted model, not a curated record. Lineage: Eukaryota; Viridiplantae; Streptophyta; Magnoliopsida; Brassicales; Brassicaceae. Gene Ontology annotation, biological process: cutin biosynthetic process. Gene Ontology annotation, cellular component: membrane.